This is a messenger RNA of Rhea pennata, 1990 nucleotides long. It is a transcript of the gene SMPD1, whose product is annotated as sphingomyelin phosphodiesterase 1. NCBI's taxonomy places the organism in Eukaryota, Metazoa, Chordata, Aves, Rheiformes, Rheidae. The record is from RefSeq and is a predicted model, not a curated record. Bases 1 to 1680 code for a protein of 559 amino acids. Gene Ontology annotation, biological process: ceramide biosynthetic process; sphingomyelin catabolic process. Gene Ontology annotation, molecular function: acid sphingomyelin phosphodiesterase activity. The transcript has 7 exons. Gene Ontology annotation, cellular component: lysosome.
AUGGCGGCGCGGGGGCUCCCCGCCGCGCCGCCCGCCGCCGCGGGCUGGCGGAACCUCACCUGCCCGGCCUGCCGCCUGCUCUUCGGGGCGCUCGGGCUGGCGCUGCAGCUGGAGCCCAACGUGGCGCGCGUGGGGCGCGUGGCGGUGCGCGUGUGCCAGGAGCUGCGGCUGGCGCGCCCCGAGAUCUGCCGGCAGGCCGUGCAGCUCUUUCAGCAGGACGUGGUGUCGGCGUGGGCCCGCUCCGUGCUGCGCCCCGGCGAGGCCUGCGGGCUGCUGCUGGGCCGCGGCUGCGGCCGCUGGGACAUCUACGCCGACUGGAAUGUCACGCUGCCCGCCGCCCCCAAGCCGCCCGUGCGCCCGCCCGUGCCCCCGCCGCCCGGCGCCCCCACCGCCCGCCUCCUCUUCCUCACCGACCUCCACUGGGACCGGCACUACGUGCCGGGCAGUGAGCCUGCCUGCCGCGACCCGCUGUGCUGCCGCGGUGCCGCACGCACGGCCCCCGGCGGCGCUGGCUACUGGGGCGAGUACAGCAAGUGCGACCUGCCGCUGCACACCAUUGAGGCGCUGCUGGCGCAGCUGCGCGGCACCACGCCGCCCUUCGACGCCGUGUACUGGACCGGAGACAUCCCGGCGCACGACGUCUGGCAGCAGCGCCGCGAGGACCAGCUGCUGGCGCUGCGCACUGUCACGGGGCUGCUGCGCAAGCACUUGGGCAGCCUGCCCGUGUACCCCGCCGUGGGCAACCAUGAGGCCACCCCUGUCAAUGCCUUCCCCCCGCCCUACGUCCACGGGAACCAGUCCUCGGCCUGGCUCUACGACGCCAUGGCCGAGGCCUGGCAGGACUGGCUGCCCCCCACAGCGCUGGAGACCCUCAGAACUGCCGGUUUCUACACGCUGCAGGUCUGGCCCGGCCUGCGCCUCGUCUCCCUCAACAUGAACUUCUGCUCCCAGGCCAACUUCUGGCUCCUCAUUAACUCCACCGACCCCGCAGGGCAGUUGCAGUGGCUCGUGGGCAUCCUGGAGGCUGCCGAGCAGCGAGGGGAGAAGGUGCACAUUAUUGGGCACAUCCCCCCGGCCCACUGUCUCCGGAGCUGGAGCUGGAAUUACUACCGCAUCAUCAACAGGUUUGAGGGCACCGUCGCAGCUCAGUUCUUCGGACACACGCACGUAGAUGAGUUUGAGAUGUUCUACGAUGAGGAGACCCUGACGCGCCCUGUCUCUGUGGCUUUUGUGGCCCCCAGUGUCACAACCUAUAUCAACCUCAACCCCGGCUAUCGCGUCUAUGAGCUGGAUGGCGCCUACCCUGGCAGCUCCCAUGCUGUGCUGGACCACGAGACCUUUAUCCUAAACCUCACGGAGGCAAACAUGCCAGGGGCAAAGCCGCACUGGCAGCGCCUCUACCGUGCCCGCGAGGCUUAUGGGAUGCCCAGUGCCUUCCCUGUUGACUGGGACCAGCUCAUCCGCCGCUUCCAGGAUGACGAGAGCCUCUUCCAGCGCUUCUGGUACCUCUUCCACAAGGGCCACCCACCCCGCGAGCCCUGCCACGAGGCCUGCAAAGCUGCACUGCUUUGCUCUCUGCGCACGGGGCGCUCCGUCGACCCCAACCUCUGCCACGUCCUGCGCCCAAGCCUACCCUUUGCCCAGAUCCAGGAGCUGUGGAGGCAACGGCAGCUGUGCUGAGGGCAGGGCACUCCCAGGACAUGCGCAGCGCCUGGGCUCAGCACCCCCAGGACAUGCCCAGUCCCUGGGCUUGGUGCCCCUGGGAUGUGCACAGCCCACAGCUGGGCGGGAACAAGGGCCAACGGAGUGGAUGGCUGCCCCAAGGCAGCACCCAGCUCCCCUCGCUGCUCUGUGGGGUGGGGGUGCUGGUGGCCAAUGCCCACAUUAGCUCUCCAGGACGCUAGAGGCCGAGGCAGGUCCCCACGCGAUCACGGAUGCUGCCUACCGCAGCCCAGAGGUGGCUGCGUAAUAAAAGGUGUGAUGGACAGAG